Molecule: messenger RNA, 468 nt
Organism: Solanum lycopersicum (tomato)
Lineage: Eukaryota; Viridiplantae; Streptophyta; Magnoliopsida; Solanales; Solanaceae
Source: RefSeq, a predicted model, not a curated record
AUGGACAUUUCUUGUUUGAUGGUGUGUGCUCAACAUGUUGAGGUGAGUAGGAUUAAGAGGAAGAAUAGGGAUUUCAAGAAGGCGAGGCCCUAUGAAGGAGUUACUUCUAUUGGUAAGUUUGAAAUUCAAGCCAAACCUAAAGUCAAGAAGAGGGUCUCCGACAAAGUUCUUCCUAAUUUACCCAAAGAUAGUAAGGAUAGGGUGUGUAACCCUUGGUCCCAAAUGGGAAGAAAUGGAAAUUCACCAAGUGAAAAACCUACAUGUACCAAAUGCGGUAAUAAACAUAGGGGUGAAUGUCUAGUUGGGACAUAUAAUUGCUUUGAGUGUGGAAAGAGUGGCCAUAAAGUGAGGGAAUGCCCCGUACUUAAGGAUAGAGGAAGGGAGAGUAACAAAUUUCAAGAAAGUAGUCCUACUUUUGAUCCUCCUUUGAAGAAUCGCUUCUAUGCUGUCCGCUUUAGGGAUGAUUAA